UGUCGCCCCAGGUGCAGGCUUCUCCGCCCACGCCCCGGGUGGGAGCCCUGGCCGGCCUUUAGAGCCUUCCUGGGCCUAUCAGCCUGGCCCGUUCCGCUGCGCCUGCCCCCCCAGCUGACCACGUGCCCCAGGUCGUGACCCUGACCUCCCACCCUUGACCUUCCACCCUUGCCCUGGGUCUGCCGGGCCACUUAGGGGCGCGAUGGCGAACCACUUGCCCUCUACGCGGCAGACCUUGUACCCGGCUGCGCAGAGGGGGAAACUGAGGCCCGGCAGCUGCCCUUCGGUGCGAUCGGAUUCCAUGCACCGCGGAAGGGUCGCAAGGCGUUGCGCCGUGCGCCCUUCGGCCCCUUGGUCUCUGUGCUGGCGACGGGCGUCGCCUGGAUGCGCGGACCGGGGCUGGACGCGAAGCGGGACUCGCGGGCUUGCGUGUACGCGGGCUCGCGGCCGGGUGUCCGGUGUCACAGCUCCACGGGCCUGGGGUUGCACACUGGUGCACCUGCUUGGGAGGCGACCUGGGAAUGCUUCGUGGGAGAGGAGACAUUUCACUUGGGAUCUUAAGCUCCACCAGGGCCAUGUCGGAGCGUGAGGAGCGGAGAUUCGUGGAGAUCCCCCGGGAGUCAGUGAGGCUCAUGGCGGAGAGCACGGGCUUGGAGCUGAGCGAUGAGGUGGCAGCGCUGUUGGCUGAGGAUGUAUGCUAUCGCCUUCGAGAGGCCACUCAGAACAGCUCUCAGUUCAUGAAGCAUACCAAGCGGCGGAAGCUGACGGUAGAGGACUUCAACCGGGCCCUCCGUUGGAGCAGUGUGGAGGCUGUGUGUGGGUAUGGGUCCCAGGAGGCCCUGCCCCUGCGCCCCACCAGGGAGGGUGAGCUCUACUUCCCCGAGGACCGAGAGGUGAACCUGGUGGAGCUGGCUCUAGCCACCAACAUCCCCAAGGGCUGCGCUGAGACGGCUGUCAGAGUUCAUGUCUCCUAUCUGGAUGGCAAAGGGAAUCUGGCACCCCAAGGCUCAGUUCCCAGUGCAGUGUCUUCACUGACUGAUGACCUGCUCAAGUACUAUCAGCAAGUGACACGGGCUGUGCUUGGGGAUGACCCUCAGCUAAUGAAGGUUGCUCUCCAGGAUCUGCAGACAAACUCCAAGAUUGCAGCUCUGCUGCCUUACUUUGUUUAUGUGGUCAGUGGGGUGAAAUCUGUGAGCCACGACCUUGAGCAGCUGCACCGACUGCUGCAGGUGGCCCGUAGCCUGAUUCGGAACCCACACCUCUGCUUGGGGCCCUACGUCCGAUCCUUGGUGGGCAGCGUCCUCUACUGUGUCCUGGAACCCCUGGCUGCCUCCAUCAACCCCCUCAAUGACCACUGGACCCUGCGGGAUGGGGCUGCUCUCCUUCUCAGCCACAUCUUCUGGACUCAUGGGGACCUCGUCAGUGGCCUCUACCAGCAGAUCCUACUAUCCCUGCAGAAGGUGCUGGCAGACCCCGUGCGGCCUCUUUGCUCUCACUAUGGCGCUGUGGUGGGUCUGCAUGCUCUUGGCUGGAAGGCCGUGGAGCGUGUGCUGUACCCGCACCUGUCCACCUACUGGACCAACCUGCAGGCUGUGCUAGACGACUACUCGGUGUCAAAUGCACAGGUCAAGGCCGAUGGGCACAAGGUGUACGGAGCCAUCCUGGUGGCCGUGGAACGCCUACUUAAGAUGAAAGCGCGGGGUGGCAGCCUUCGCCCUGAGGACCCGCCUUGGGGCGGCCUCCUGCUGCCUGAGCCGCCAGCUGAGCCCGGCUUCGCGCCUGCGCCCCCGCCGCAACCUGCCGAGCCCACGCCGCCCACCACGCUGGCCGGCAUCUACCGGGAGCUCUACGCCUUUUUCGGGGACAGCCUGGCCACGCGUUUUGGUACCGGUCAGCCUGCACCCGGCGCGCCGCGCCCACCCGGUGACAAGAAGGAGCCGGCGGCCGCCGCGGACGCCGUGCGUAAGAUGCCCCAGCUCACGGCCAGCGCCAUGCUGAGCCCGCCCGGCGACGAGAGCCCACGUGGUGGUCCCCCGGCAGCUCCGGCGCCCGCCACAGCCGAAAGCCGCUCAUUGCCACGCGUGCACCGGGCCCGAGGAGCACCCCGGGCUCAGGGCGCCGGCGCUGGCACCCGCGAGGUAUUUCAGAAGAGCCGCUUCGCGCCCCGCGGCACCCCGCACUUCCGGUUUAUUAUCGCCGGGCGGCAGGCAGGGCGGCGCUGCCGUGGGCGCCUCUUCCAGACCGCCUUCCCGGCGCCGCAUGGUCCCAGCCCUGCCUCGCGUUACGUGCACAAGCUGCCCAUGAUCGGCCGCACCAGUCGCUCAGCGCGCCGUUGGGCCCUCUCGGACUACUCGCUGUACCUGCCACUCUAAGGCUGACAUACCUGCGGUUGCAGGGGACGCACUGUAGGCGGGGCUUCCCGGAAGUGACGCAGGCAGGCCGCGCCGGAAGUGUACUGGGCGGGCCAUCCACCCUGCGCUGGUUUCUGGUUUUUUGGGCGCCAUGGCGCUACCUUGUUUGCAACGUGUAGAGCUUGUGCUACUAGCUGCCGCCUUCCUGUGCGGGGCCGUGGUGGCUGCGGCGCUAACCUGGACCCAGGUGUGGCUAUGGGGAGAGGGACACCAUGAGGGUGGUGGUGGCGGGUAGGCUCUUUCCGGCAGUGUAAAAGACGGGGACAGGUGGGAGCACCCUGUGCGGAGUCAGUCAAUUGAAACCUCCUUGGGCUUUGCCAAGAAAUAAAUCGCAGCGCAGUGGAGAUAGGCGUCACCACUUAACGGGAGUGUUUAAUGACAACACUGAUGCAGAAAAGAAGGACGAGCAAACAGUGCUUCCUCCUGCCAAUUUCAUCAAUAAAGAUGGGUAGCGCGAGACUCGAAAAGGAAACAAAUAAAGAUGGGUGUAUUACCAGAUCUGAAAA
Molecule: messenger RNA, 2917 nt
Organism: Cavia porcellus (domestic guinea pig)
Lineage: Eukaryota; Metazoa; Chordata; Mammalia; Rodentia; Caviidae
Gene: Taf6l
Product: TATA-box binding protein associated factor 6 like
Exons: 11
Coding region: 522-2372 (616 amino acids)
Biological process (GO): RNA polymerase II preinitiation complex assembly; transcription initiation at RNA polymerase II promoter
Cellular component (GO): SLIK (SAGA-like) complex; SAGA complex; transcription factor TFIID complex
Molecular function (GO): RNA polymerase II general transcription initiation factor activity; transcription coactivator activity; protein heterodimerization activity
Source: RefSeq, a predicted model, not a curated record